Messenger RNA from Suillus discolor, 1047 nucleotides. RefSeq lists its product as uncharacterized. Bases 1 to 1047 code for a protein of 348 amino acids. Lineage: Eukaryota; Fungi; Basidiomycota; Agaricomycetes; Boletales; Suillaceae. Gene Ontology annotation, molecular function: DNA binding. The record is from RefSeq and is a predicted model, not a curated record. Gene Ontology annotation, biological process: DNA recombination; DNA integration. The transcript has a single exon.
AUGAGAGUAGCUGCAGGUCCAGACGGAAGGUAUCUCGCGAUCACAGAAGAAGACUUAGAGAGAGUGCUCACCGUCAUGAAUUUAUCAUGGACAGCUGGGACAAGAGAAUGUUACGGCGCAGGUUUUCUCAUUUUUCAUGUAUUCUGCGACGAGAGAUCAAUUCCAGAGGAUGAACGCUGUCCGGUUGACACACGGACCAUCCUUAACUUUGUCUCCAGUUGCGCAGGGUCAUACUCAGGCAAAACACUUACGAAUUACGUCUACGCUGUCAAAGCUUGGCACACGAUACAUGGACAGUCUUGGAUAGUCAACCAGGAUCAGUUACGAGUGUCACUAGAUGGGGCAGCAGAACUUACACCCUCUUCGUCUAAACGCUCCAAACGAGAACCAUUCAUGGUGAAACUGAUCCUUGAGAUUCGAGCGCAUCUUAAUCUAGACACCCCGUUGGAUGCUGCCGUAUUCGCGUGCUUAACGACAGCAUUCUAUGCAUUAUGUCGAUUGGGAGAACUCACAACGAAGACGAUGAAAGACUUUGACCCGGGGAAAACAGUCAAGCGCUCGGAUGUGGAGUUUGACGUCGAGGACAGGCAUCAUUUUCAUGCGACCAAAAUCUUUAUACCACGUACCAAGGUAUCAGCAUCGGGAGAGAGCGUUUAUUGGGCGCAACAAGACAAUCAGACAGAUCCAAAGACGGCGCUAUUGCAUCAUUUCGCAAUAAAUGAUCCGCAGCGCGACGGACAUCUCUUUGCGUGGAAGCACGUCAAAGGAAUGAGACCGUUGACGAGGAACGAAUUCUGGAAAAGGAUUAACGGUAUAAUCAAGAGAGCAGGUCUAGGAAACUUUAAAGGACACGGAUUGCACAUAGGCGGCACUCUGGAAUACUUGCUGCGCAGAGUGCCUUUCGACGUAGUGAAGUCGAUAGGCAGAUGGUCCAGUGAAGCCUUCACCGGGUACCUUCGCAAACAUGCGCAUAUAUUAGCCCUGUACCUUCAAGAAUCCCCAGCGUUAGAACCUUUUACCAGGUAUACAAUGCCCCCAGUGCACUAA